This is a messenger RNA of Andrographis paniculata, 1891 nucleotides long. RefSeq lists its product as uncharacterized. Lineage: Eukaryota; Viridiplantae; Streptophyta; Magnoliopsida; Lamiales; Acanthaceae. The record is from RefSeq and is a predicted model, not a curated record. Gene Ontology annotation, cellular component: cytoplasm. Bases 113 to 1576 code for a protein of 487 amino acids. The transcript has 9 exons. Gene Ontology annotation, molecular function: oxidoreductase activity.
AGAAGGCAAUGGCGUCGGGCCUCUAGGAUCGAUCGGUAUUCUAUAAAAUCUUCAAACCUUCUUCCUUCACUCAUUCCGCUUGCUUGUUGGCUCACUCACGUCUCUUCUUCCAAUGGCGGCUACCGUUCUGAACAUGGCUUUCAACCAAUGCUCCCGCCGCGUGCAGCCUCUUCGACGCGCCUACUUUUCCGGCUGUGGCGGAAUCGCGGCGGCGGCGGCGGCCGCCAGAAGUGCCUGUACUCGUAGCCCAAAUUUCUCGGGACGUAUUUGUAGUAGCUAUCGGGAAAUCAGUACGGAAAUAUUCGAACCCGCUCAAUCGGGUCGGGCCUCUGGGUCGGAUUUGCACACCUUCGAUGUGGUGGUUGUCGGGGCUGGAAUAAUUGGGUUAACCAUCGCCCGCCAAUUCCUACUCGGUUCAAAUCUCUCCGUCGCCCUCGUCGACGCUGCCGUUCCCUGCGCCGGCGCCACUGGUGCAGGUCAGGGUUACAUAUGGCGGGUUAACAAAUCGCCGGGAAGCCAUAAAUGGGAGCUGGCGGUUAGAAGCCAUGGAUUGUGGGAAGCUCUGGCUGAAAGCGUCCGGAACGAAGGUUUGGAUCCACUUCAGACGCUUGGGUGGAAGAAAACUGGAAGCUUGUUGGUUGGUAAAACUUCAGAGGAUUGUGCUGAUUUGAAGAAGUCGGUAGAUAAGCUAGUAGAUUUCGGUGUGAGUGCAGUUUAUUUAAAUCGUGAUGAUUUGCUAGCCGAAGAACCUGCUCUUAAGCUUGGAGAUGCACACGGCGCUGCUUUUGUCCCCGGUGACUUUCAAAUAGAUGCAAAGCGCACUGUUGCAUAUAUAGAGAAGGGUAACAGGAAAUUCGCAGCAGAAGGGAGAUAUGUUGAGUUCUAUUAUGAACCAGUUACCAGUUUAUUAAGGGACGAGAGCAGCGGAGAAGUUGUGGCUGUUCAAACGAAGAAGAAUAUGAUUCGUGGUAAGAAAGCUGUGAUCAUUGCAACCGGCUGUUGGACGGGUUCUGUCAUGGAUCAGCUUCUAAAGGAUUCUGAAAUCGAUUUGGAUUUCCCAGUAAAGCCGAGAAAGGGUCAUCUUCUUGUUCUCGACAACGACAACACAGUCGAGCUUAACCACGCCCUAAUGGAAUCGGGAUAUCUCAACCAUGCAUCUGCAGCCGGGGUCUCUGCUGCUUCCGAUUCGGAUGCUACAUCUAUUUCAAUGACGGCUACUUUGGACCCGAUGGGAAGGCUUGUUCUUGGAAGCAGCCGGCAGCUUGUCGGGUUCGAUACUGAGGUUGAUGAAACUAUCGUUCAACGUAUCUGGGAUCGAGCAGGCGAUUUUUUCCCUGCACUUAAGGAAGUUUCGCUUCAAGAUAUGAUCGACAAUAGGAAAGUGAGAGUUGGACUGAGACCUUACAUGCCUGGUGGAGCUCCGAAGAUCGGGCCGGUGCCUGGAUUUCCGAAGAUGUUCGUCGUUGCCGGACAUGAAGGCGAAGGGCUGACAUUGGCUUUGGGGUCGGCAGAGAUGAUUUUCGACAUGACGCUCGGAAAUACUCCAAGAGUAGAUGCCGAGCCCUUUUCGAUGUAGGUCGAUUCGAUGAUCUUCUUCUUCGACCGAUGGCGGAGCAUGUCGGAUUACUAGGUCUUUGCCGGAGCUCCGGCAAUGGCUAAAUUUGGGAACGAAGAUAUUGAAAACUUGCAAUUCAAAAAUUGCAAUUUCUUAUCUAGACUUUUGGAUUUGGAUUUAGAUUUUGAUGGUAUUGAAUUUAUCCUAAGAUUGCGUUCAGCAAUGUUGAACGCUAGCUAUAAUAAGUUCGAAUAUUGGUUUCAUUAAAAAUUUAUUGAAUGGUGCGCGUGAAUUAUGUAUUGUAUAAAUUUUUAUGGUUGAUUUGUUUAGUGUUUA